Molecule: messenger RNA, 2473 nt
Organism: Physeter macrocephalus (sperm whale)
Lineage: Eukaryota; Metazoa; Chordata; Mammalia; Artiodactyla; Physeteridae
Gene: VAT1L
Product: vesicle amine transport 1 like
Exons: 9
Coding region: 118-1371 (417 amino acids)
Molecular function (GO): oxidoreductase activity; zinc ion binding
Source: RefSeq, a predicted model, not a curated record
UGCAGCCAUUGCACCGCUGAGCAUCCCACAUUCAACAGGAGGAACCCGCGGGAGAGGAGCCCCGAGCCCCCCGCGCCUCAGCCGCUGCAGCCCGUGCGCCCUGCGCCCGCGCGCGCCAUGGCCAAGGAAGGCGUGGAGAAGGCGGAGGAGACGGAGCAAAUGAUCGAGAAGGAGGCAGUCAGGGAGCCGGCGGAGGGCGGCGGCAGCUCUCACCGCCUCGGGGACGCCCAGGAGAUGCGCGCCGUGGUGCUGGCCGGCUUCGGGGGGCUCAACAAGCUGCGGGUCACCAGGAAGGCCAUGCCCGAGCCGCAGGACGGCGAGCUCAAGAUCCGCGUCAAAGCCUGUGGUUUAAACUUCAUUGACUUGAUGGUGCGACAAGGGAAUAUCGACAACCCUCCCAAGACCCCCCUGGUGCCAGGAUUUGAAUGUUCUGGGAUUGUUGAAGCUCUCGGGGACAGCGUUAAAGGAUACGAGAUCGGGGACCGUGUCAUGGCGUUUGUCAAUUACAAUGCCUGGGCAGAGGUGGUCUGCACACCAGCGGAAUUCGUCUACAAGGUCCCAGAUGACAUGAGCUUCUCCGAGGCUGCUGCAUUCCCCGUGAACUUUGUCACAGCCUACAUGAUGCUCUUUGAAGUUGCCAACCUCCGAGAAGGGAUGUCUGUGCUCGUACACUCUGCUGGCGGCGGCGUGGGCCAAGCUGUGGCUCAGCUGUGCUCCACUGUCCCCAGUGUGACUGUCUUUGGAACAGCGUCUACUUUCAAGCAUGAAGCCAUCAAAGACUCCGUGACUCAUCUCUUUGACAGAAAUGCAGACUACGUGCAGGAAGUGAAAAGAAUCUCUGCUGAAGGAGUGGACAUUGUUUUGGAUUGCCUCUGUGGGGACAACACUGGAAAAGGUCUCAGCCUUCUCAAACCCCUGGGAACCUACAUUUUAUAUGGUUCCUCCAACAUGGUGACUGGAGAGACCAAGAGCUUCUUUAGCUUUGCAAAAUCAUGGUGGCAGGUUGAGAAGGUGAACCCCAUCAAGCUAUACGAAGAGAACAAAGUCAUCGCUGGGUUUUCCCUUCUAAACCUGCUCUUCAGACAGGGCCGCGCUGGCCUCAUUCGAGGAGUGGUGGACAAGCUCAUUGGGCUCUACAACCAGAAAAAAAUCAAGCCCGUGGUGGACUCCCUGUGGGCCCUGGAGGAGGUGAAGGAGGCCAUGCAGCGGAUCCACGACCGAGGGAACAUUGGAAAGUUAAUUCUGGAUGUAGAAAAGACCCCGACUCCGCUGAUGGCCAAUGACAGCACAGAGACCAGCGAGGCGGGCGAAGAGGAGGAGGACCACGAGGGUGACAGUGAGAACAAGGAGAGGAUGCCCUUUAUCCAGUAACCCGGGACCCAGGCAGGAGGAUGUGAAGGAUGCUCUGGAGAAAGAGGAGCCGGCUGAGAAAACUCUUCUGUGCCCCAGUGAACAAAUGCUGUAGUCCAGUGUGUGUUGUGUUUGUCUGCUGUCAGCUGAGCUAAAAAGCUGUUGAUCACUGUUGUUUUUGAAAUUAAGUGCCAAUCCCAUUCCAUGCAGUAUUAUGUCCUUCCCCCAUCUGUGUGUUACACUCUCCCCACUCCCUUGUUUCAAAACCAUCCAUCUUUGGGUCCUUCUCGACAGUUCUAGAACAGCCUUGCAAAUUGAUACAGGCCCACAGGUCCAUUGCUUAAGAGACCAGACAUGGGCAAAGACAAGUUGGAUUGAAAGGUGUUAUCACAGAGCACUGUCCUAGAAUUCUUCAGGCCAAUGACACUUUUUGCUGCCAGCUGCCCAUGCUUCUGACAAGAGCACUUGCCAGUUUGGCUGGCAGAAAGAGGGUAGGCCAGGAGACGUUUUCACAAGCCCGUGAGUUUAGGAUCUCUCCAAGUUGUACUUUCCUACUUCCCAUUGAAGAGGCAACCUCCUUACAUUCAUUCAGGUGUUUCACGGUCAAAAGGUUAAUCCAACCUCCCCUUACCCUCUGAUGCUUGAUUCCUUCACCGGUUCUUAACCAUAAACAUAGGGAAAUAGAUGUGGAUUUUUCAGGAUAGAAGAUGGGUCAACAGCCAAAGUAUGAGGACCAGCCACAGAGAUCCCUACUCUGAAAGCACAUCUCAUGAGCAAAAUCCUCUCCCCACCAUAUAUAUUUAAUUUUAAGAAAACUCACCAGGUGUGGGACUAUUUCAAAGUCAUUACUGAGACUCGCCUAUGUUUGCACACUUGCCAUUGGCAUUACCGAUUUUGCUCUUUUCAUUUCCUGGUACUGAAUAGCAGCCUUUACCUUGGAUCCCCCAAGAAAGAUCUCCUUUGUAGACCAUAUUUGGGGGAAAAAAAAUCAAUGAGUAUCUUUCUUCUUGCCAAAGCGUGUUCUAACGUGUCACAAACUCUCGCGAUACAAAAGUCGAUGUUUAGUACCUGAUGCCAAAUAUGUGUUCCUCUCCUCUGAAAUAUAAAAUUAUGGUGCAGACUC